Pantherophis guttatus is the source of this 941-nucleotide messenger RNA. RefSeq names its product ribosomal protein S10 (gene RPS10). NCBI's taxonomy places the organism in Eukaryota, Metazoa, Chordata, Lepidosauria, Squamata, Colubridae. Gene Ontology annotation, cellular component: cytosolic small ribosomal subunit. The record is from RefSeq and is a predicted model, not a curated record. Gene Ontology annotation, molecular function: structural constituent of ribosome; RNA binding.
AGUAGCCAACUCCUUAACUCCAAGGGUCCUUCCGAGGCAGGAAGAGAUCGCAUUGCGCAUGCUCUUUCUUUUCCAGCUUUCGUCCUGAGAGUGCCGCCACGAUGUUGAUGCCUAAAAAAAAUCGCAUUGCAAUCUAUGAACUCCUUUUUAAGGAGGGUGUAAUGGUAGCCAAGAAGGAUGUCCACAUGCCUAAGCAUCCAGAACUUGCAGACAAAAAUGUGCCCAACCUCCAUGUCAUGAAAGCAAUGCAGUCCCUGAAAUCUCGUGGCUAUGUGAAGGAACAGUUUGCCUGGAGGCAUUUUUAUUGGUAUUUGACCAAUGAGGGCAUCCAGUACCUGCGGGAUUAUCUCCACCUUCCACCUGAAAUUGUGCCUGCCACUUUGCGCCGUAGCCGUCCUGAAACAGGCAGGCCCAGGCCCAAAGGUUUAGAGGGUGAACGUCCUGCUCGUCUUACACGAGGAGAAGCUGAUAGGGAUACCUAUAGAAGAAGCGCAGCUCCUCCUGGUGCAGACAAAAAGGCAGAAGCUGGUGCCGGGUCAGCUACUGAAUUUCAAUUUAGAGGUGGAUUUGGACGUGGUCGUGGCCAGCCCCCUCAGUAGAAAACUGUUGCUGUUAUUUGCAUCUUGUGUAUAAUAAAAAGGUGAAAAAAAAAAUCACUGUAUACUUGAAUCAUUUCAUGAACAUGCUGAAAUGGUGAUGCGUUUGUAAGCUGCAAGGGUUUUCAUAUGUGGAAGUUAUAUCCCAAAAGUGGAUUUACAGGGAAUCUUGGCUGUUUUAAAGGUACAUUCCAAAUUUUCAUGGGUUCAAAGAUCUCCAAUUUGAUUGAAGACUUUGUAGGAGCCACUAUUUCUCGAUCUUCCUAACCUAGCCAUAUAGCACCAGUCUCAUGUCCUGAUAUUGUUAUUCUCUUUGUUGAAAUAUAUGGUGUACAAAUUAACAAA